This is a messenger RNA of Zerene cesonia (dogface butterfly), 2049 nucleotides long. RefSeq names its product DDB1- and CUL4-associated factor 7 (gene wap). The coding region runs from base 268 to 1329 and encodes 353 amino acids. The transcript has 8 exons. Gene Ontology annotation, cellular component: nucleus. NCBI's taxonomy places the organism in Eukaryota, Metazoa, Arthropoda, Insecta, Lepidoptera, Pieridae. Gene Ontology annotation, molecular function: protein binding. The record is from RefSeq and is a predicted model, not a curated record.
AUAAAAUUAUAACGAAGAGACGAUAGACCUAUUUGCGAUAGACAUUUAGGUACGUAGAUUGAAACGGUGUCAACUGUCAAACGUUGCCAUUUGACUUGUCAAUAAUAAAGCACCCAAAUGAUGCUAAAUUUACAUGUGAUAAAAAUAUAAAUAAAGCUUUUAUUAGGCCAAGUUUAAUAUAAAUCUUGAUUUGAAUGAAACCAGGUUAAAAUAGCAAAAUACUAAUAGUUCCUUUCAUUUGACUGCGGAAUCAUUUUCGAACCAAAAAUGUCGAUGCCACAUAGUAGUUCAAGUACAACCAGCUCGAGUACAAAACGGAAAGAAAUUUACAAAUACCAAGCGCCAUGGCCCCUAUACUCAAUGAAUUGGUCUGUGCGACCUGACAAGAGAUUCAGAUUGGCUCUCGGAAGCUUUGUUGAAGAGUAUAAUAAUAAGGUACAAAUCAUCUCUCUGGAUGAAGAGACAAGUGAAUUCAGUGCAAAAAGCACAUUUGACCACCCCUACCCCACCACCAAGAUUAUGUGGAUACCAGACAGCAAGGGAGUGUAUCCCGACCUCCUUGCUACCAGUGGUGACUAUCUCCGUAUUUGGCGAGCUGGCGAACCCUACACCCUAUUUGAGUGUGUCCUCAACAACAAUAAAAACUCGGACUUCUGUGCACCCCUCACAUCCUUCGAUUGGAACGAAGUGGACCCCAACCUCAUUGGAACUAGCAGCAUUGAUACAACUUGUACAAUCUGGGGGUUGGAGACGGGACAGGUUUUGGGGCGAGUUAAUGAGGUCUCCGGACAUGUGAAGACUCAGCUUAUAGCGCAUGAUAAGGAAGUGUACGACAUAGCGUUCAGCCGCGCGGGCGGCGGGCGCGACAUGUUCGCGUCGGUCGGCGCCGACGGCUCCGUGCGCAUGUUCGACCUGCGCCAUCUCGAACAUUCCACCAUCAUAUACGAGGACCCGCAGCACACGCCGCUGCUGCGGCUGGCGUGGAACAAGCAGGACCCGAACUACCUGGCGACGAUCGCGAUGGACGCGUGCGAGGUGAUCAUCCUGGACGUGCGCGUGCCGUGCACGCCGGUCGCGCGCCUCAACAACCACCGCGCCUGCGUCAACGGCAUCGCGUGGGCGCCGCACAGCUCAUGCCACAUCUGCACAGCUGGGGACGACCACCAAGCCCUGAUCUGGGACAUACAGCAGAUGCCCCGCGCCAUAGAGGAUCCCAUCCUCGCGUACACGGCCGCGGAGGGUGAGGUCAACCAGAUCCAGUGGGGCGCCACCCAGCCCGACUGGAUCGCGAUAUGCUAUAACAGACAUACGGAAAUAUUGAGGGUCUAAGACACUGCAUUUGGAGUAUUAACCCCAUAAAGGUCCUGACACAUCGGCGAUUGUUCCACUUCAAGAAGUUUCUUCACCUAGCUCAAAUAUUUAUUUAUUCAAAACUUCGAUCAACAUUACCAACUGGAUAAUGGAUCACGUACAAAAUUACAGCUAUAUUGUAUCCGCAUAAUUAUUAACUUAUACAUGGCUACAUGAAAAACGAGGGUGUAUGAAAUAGUUUUAAGUUCAACCUACUUGCGACCUUGACACCUUGCAAUAAAGUCACAAAUCCAUUCACACUUACGAAUUACGAUCAUUCGUCACAAAAGAUAAAUUGUGCGAUUCAGUAAGACGCACACAUAGGUAUUAUUGUAAUAGGGAUGGAUUUAGGACGAUUUAUUAUAUUGUAUAAUUGUAAUUCCAUUGAAAAGGUGUUUUGCAUUUAAAACAUAUUCAUUUUUCUAUAAUAGAAAUCAAGAUGUUUAGUUAAGAGGCGGUUCGACUUUGACGCGUUGUUUCAAUACUUUAAAUAAAUCGAAUUCCUAUAAAACAAUUAGAAGGAAUAAGAAUCGGGAUUUGAUUAAGUAAAAAUGUCAAACACCCUACAUGAGAUAAUGAAGAAUAAAUAAAAUUUAAAUUUUUAAUUGAAAAUCGAAUAAUGAGAAGGUAUGAAUGUUGUGAAACAAUAUAUUGACGAUCUUUUUUUGUGCGAGUUCUUGUAUUCUCAAAAAAAAAAAA